Bufo bufo (common toad) is the source of this 2264-nucleotide messenger RNA. RefSeq names its product anti-Mullerian hormone (gene AMH). Gene Ontology annotation, biological process: gonad development. Bases 1 to 1734 code for a protein of 577 amino acids. The transcript has 5 exons. The record is from RefSeq and is a predicted model, not a curated record. Lineage: Eukaryota; Metazoa; Chordata; Amphibia; Anura; Bufonidae. Gene Ontology annotation, molecular function: growth factor activity.
AUGGGGAUUUUUCAGAUUUUUUUCUGUUUCUUCUUUCCAUUUUUUUGCCAGACAUUGCCUAGCAAUGAGCGGGAAAGAGAACUGGCUCCCAUGGAUGAGGAGAGGCAUCUAGUCUUGGCACCAGACAUGCUGCAUGGUGAUCAUUUAAUUGUUAAGGAUGCUUCAUUGGAGUUCCAAGGAUGUGGAAGAAACAUAGGCACUCGUUGGGGCAACCUAGAGACCCUUGGGUUUCUCAGAGAGUAUGAAACUGGUUUUCUGGACAGAAUAAAGCAGAACUCAAGGGAAGAUCUUGCAUUAUUUGGAAUUUGCCCAGAGGAGGCACAGGCUGCCAAUAAAGGAGCUAUGAAAGAACUUGCAAGAUUCAUUGCAGAACCUGAAGGAAAACAACUUGUUGUCCUGCAUCUUCAAAAAGAAGACUGGGAGACUGAGACCAACUUCAAUUUUCAAGGACCAGUGCAGCAACAUAUUCCCCCCUUUCUUCAGCAUUUGCAUUUACUCAUAGCUGUUUUUUAUCCUGAUACACACAACCUUACAAUGGGAUCGAAGGUCAUAAUAUCUGGGGAAGCCAUCUCACAAAGUCAGGUUGUUUGCUUGUCAUCGGAAACUCGAUAUCUUGUUGUCAGGCUGAAUGAGAAGGCUGUAAGCGCUGAACCAGAGGACCUAAGACUCAACACAUCCUUUCAAGUAAAAAAAUAUUCAGAUGGAUCUACGCUUUCAACUACCGACUUUGUGUGCCACCUGUUUGGAAUGGAUAAAAGGUGCUUUACCAAGAUCACACCUGUCAUAUUUAUGGUCUUAAGCCACAAUGGCCCCAUCAUAAGGUCCGAUCACACUUUCUCAGUAUCUAGGGUUCAGAACAAGAUAAUUCAUUCCAAGAAGGAUGAGUUUCUGGAAAUUCUAUCCCGUUUAUCAACACUUCUGAUGCCUUCUAACACUAAACCAUCUUCCACUAUUCACGUGUCUCUUGAUCCUAAAGAUGAAAGUGAUGUUGAAUUUCGUCCUCAACAGCUGAAUGUUACAGAGGUAGAGGCAUUGGAGUGGUUGGUGGACUCUCAGGAACCCCUUGUGUUUCUUUUUUUACCUGGGAGCAAACAUCUUUUGGCUAAUAGAAUUCACGAAAGAAUGAAUGUGACAUUGCUAGAGAGAAUCACUGAAAAGACACAAGAGGUGCUAGAAGACAUGAAAGAUAUCUUUUCAACGGGUGAUCAUGUCCAAAUUCUUCAAAAACUUAUUAUCUCUUGCCAUAGCCACUUCAAUGUUAGCUAUCUAUCUAUAGACGAGGAGCAGUCACCACAGUUGGGAAAUAAACAGCAUAGGAAACUGCAUUCACUGAUGCUCCUUAAAACGUUACAGACAAUUCGUGCCUAUUGGCAAGACCGCAAAAAAUUAUCACGACAGAACCGUGGAGCAGGCCUCAAACCUCACUGUCGCCUGCAGGAGCUGACCAUCAACUUAAAACCAUACCCAGAAUAUAAAGACAUCCAUUUUCCAGAAGAAAUAAACAUCAACAACUGUGUAGGGCCUUGCCGAUUCCCACAGACCACUCAAAGUGAAUACCAUGCCCAUGUAAUUCUGCUCAUCCAGCUCCAGGAGAGAAGACAAUCUAGCCUUGAUCGACCACCUUGUUGUGUACCUGUUCAAUAUCAAGAACAGUGGCUGAUGGUGGCACAUGAAAAUGGCAUUAGACUUCACCUCUAUCCAAAUAUGGUUGCCAAAGAGUGUGGUUGUAGAUAGGUAUAUUAUAUACAACUAUCAUAUUCAGUUUUACAGCAAAUUUUAAGUGUUAAUUUUUACCAUUUUAGAAAUAGAGGACACAUUCAUGUACAUUGGGCACUGACAGUCCAAGCCAUACAGUUCAAGCCCAUCAUGGUAAAGAUACUUUCUAGGCCCAUCAUCCAGAUUCCUUGACUUUUUUUUGCAUCUUUGGUUAUAAAACCUCUAAUCUGCAAUAUCAAAAUUAUUUAAAAAUGAAAUGUGCAAAAUACAGGGCACAUUUACUAUGUUAAUCUUCUUCAUGUAUAUAUGUAGUUUAGGUCACAUAUAUAACAGAAAACUAUUUCUUUGUAUAUCAUCUUCACUCCAUAGCUUUAUCUUGACCUUUCAUGGUUACACCUACCCUAUUAUAGGGCUCUGCAGUGAAUCUUCGUAAUUUUUUCUUUUAGUAGUAUUCAUAAGAUUGAGGCUGUUGUAUAUGUAUAAGCCUGCCGCUUCAUCCUUUGGCCGAAUGUAAUGUUUCAGGUGUGGCCAUUUAAUUAUUUAAUAAA